CUCUUCCUCUCAGAGCCAGGCUGCUGCUGCUGCUUCAGUGCUUCCCCUCGCCAUCUGAAGCAUCUCCAUUCACGUGCGCCUCCAGAUCUUGGCGUGCUCAAGCCAUCACCGCAUCCAACAACUGCUGUCGCACUUGCUCCCGUCGCCUUUCGCUAGGCAUUCAAGUCUCUGAGCACAUAGCGCUUCUCUGCUUUGUGCAAAAUCAUCCCAGAACACAUGUCUGGCCUUGAAAAUUCGCUCUUCCAGCUCAAGUUGACCGCGAAACAGCUGAAAUCGCAGUCAGCCAAGUCAGCCAAGCAGCAGAAACUGGAGACGACGCAAGUGAGUAAAGCCAUCAAGGCUGGUAAUAAUGAUAUUGCGCGUAUACAUGCAGAAAAUGCCAUUCGGAAAGGUCAAGAACAGCUAAAUUUGCUGCGUCUCUCAGCGCGCAUCGAUGCCGUCGCGUCGCGCGUUCAAACAGCAGUGACGAUGCGGGCAGUUACGAAGAAUAUGGGUCAAGUAGUGAAGGGUAUGGAUCGCGCAAUGCAAUCGAUGAAUAUGGAGCAGAUUUCACUUGUGAUGGACAAGUUUGAGCAGCAAUUCGAGGAUCUCGAUGUACAGGCAGGCUAUAUGGAGGGUGCAAUGAACGGCUCUACUGCGACAUCGAUGCCGACAGAGGAGGUAGAUGCGCUCAUGAGCAAGGUUGCAGAUGAAGCGGGCUUGGAGCUGACGCAAGACAUGGCUGCGCAACAAGCGCCCAAGAGCAAAGUGGCAGAGGCAGAAGAGGAUAGGCUGCACGAAAAGCUCAAAGCAUUACGUUCAUAGCAUUCAUCAGCGAAGACUCGCAAUAGGGCCAAAUAUCACUGUGCUGGUCGUGACGUCAAUGUUGAGCGACAGGUAUAUUUGACUUGUUUUC
Molecule: messenger RNA, 895 nt
Organism: Protomyces lactucae-debilis
Lineage: Eukaryota; Fungi; Ascomycota; Taphrinomycetes; Taphrinales; Protomycetaceae
Product: Snf7 family
Exons: 1
Coding region: 217-804 (195 amino acids)
Biological process (GO): endosome transport via multivesicular body sorting pathway; late endosome to vacuole transport; protein transport
Cellular component (GO): ESCRT III complex; multivesicular body
Source: RefSeq, a predicted model, not a curated record